Messenger RNA from Pediculus humanus corporis (human body louse), 252 nucleotides. RefSeq names its product mitochondrial 50S ribosomal protein L33, putative. Bases 1 to 252 code for a protein of 83 amino acids. Lineage: Eukaryota; Metazoa; Arthropoda; Insecta; Psocodea; Pediculidae. Gene Ontology annotation, cellular component: mitochondrion. The record is from RefSeq and is a predicted model, not a curated record. The transcript has 3 exons.
AUGUUUAUAACAAAUAUUUUAUUUAAAAAAGUUAAAGCCAAAAAUGUUAUGGUGGUUUUACAAAGCACUGGAAGCAAUCAUAAAUUAAUAUCACUUAGAGAAAGAACCGCCGGUAAAAAAGAAGUUAUUCGUUUUGAUCCUUUAAUCGAUAUGGAAUGUGUUUAUAAGGAAUUUAAAAAAAUUAGGAGUAUGAAACGUAAUAUAACGUUAAAUAGUGAUAAACAUGAAUAUUAUCAUAAAGAACCAAAUUAA